CGCGGAGCGCCCGGCAUGGAGCCGGCCCCAGAGCCCGCCCGGGAGCCCCCCGCGCCCCGGGACCCCAGUCGCGAGCCCCCCGCGCGUGCGCGCCCGCCGCCCCCCGCCGCGCGCCCCGCGCUCUCCGCGCCCAGGCCGCGCUCGCCAGGAGAGGCCGAGGCCCGUGGCCCCGAGGGGCUGCUGCGGCGAUCAGGCUCUGGCUACGAGGGCAGCACCAGCUGGAAGGCUGCCUUGGAGGAUACUACCACGCGGCUCCUGCUGGGGGCCAUCGCGGUCCUGCUGUUCGCCAUCCUGGUGGUGAUGAGCAUCUUGGCCUCCAAGGGCUGUAUCAAGUGUGAGGCGCCCUGCCCAGAGGACUGGCUGCUCUAUGGAAGGAAGUGCUACUUCUUUUCCGAGGAACCGAGAGACUGGAACACUGGCAGACAGUACUGCCACACCCAUGAGGCUGCACUGGCUGUGAUCCAGAGCCAGAAGGAGCUGGAAUUUAUGUUCAAGUUCACGCGGAGGGAGCCCUGGAUUGGCCUGCGCAGAGUCGGGGAUGAAUUCCAUUGGGUCAAUGGGGACCCGUUUGACCCAGACACAUUCACCAUCUCAGGCCCAGGCGAGUGUGUCUUCGUGGAGCCCACCAGGCUAGUGUCGACCGAGUGUCUGAUGACCCGGCCCUGGGUGUGCAGCAAGAUGGCCUACACGUGACAGGGGCAGGCCAGAGGUGGAGGGAGGCAUCUGCUCCGAGACCAGCCUCCAGAAGGAGCCGCCUGCCUCUCCUGGGGGAAGAGGUGGGGUGGGGAGCACCUGUCCCCUCAGGCUCUAGAGCUCCUGAAUCCCUGGUUCCUGGCCUCCUUUGUCCCCAGGCAGGUCCUGCGGCUCAGCAGUUAAAUCCCAUAUGCUAAGUAGCGUGGCCAUCUUUCCUCCAAACACGCAGGGGCACACACACACAUGCACAAGCACACACACGCACAGUCCCUUCCCAACAGUGUCCCUCAGCCGCCCCGCAAGGCCUUCCCCAGCCCUGCCUGGAGCCUUCUCUCCUCACUAGGGCUCUGGUGCAGUGGGGAAGGCUUCUGGCUGGGAGGGCAUCUGACUGUCACCCGUCAUGGGCUCUGCAGGCUCACGCCUCUCCAGAGCACUGGGGGUGGCAAGUGGCCGGUGUCCCCUUACGUUGGCCAGCCCCACCCAGGGCCUGGAGGCCCCAAGUCCACCCUCUUUGCCUUUCCGGGGUCCCUGGGCAGGGCCCCCCGCUGUGUCCGUGGUGCUGUUGUAUUGGUCACUAACGGAAUAAAGAGAUGACUGGCAUCAGA
Molecule: messenger RNA, 1298 nt
Organism: Heterocephalus glaber (naked mole-rat)
Lineage: Eukaryota; Metazoa; Chordata; Mammalia; Rodentia; Bathyergidae
Gene: Clec2l
Product: C-type lectin domain family 2 member L
Source: RefSeq, a predicted model, not a curated record